GCUGGAAGACGACGGUGCUGACCGUUCUGCUCCGUCUGUCCGUGACCACCACCGGUCUCUUGCCUACCAAUCGUCUUCAGUAUUCCGUUGGAUUUCCGCCGGAAAAGCCGAGAAAAACGCUCGCAGUGUCUCUGUGAAGUGCGCUGUGUGUUGUUGAGUGACGGUUUCGUGUGUAGAGGAGGUGCUCGUUCCACGGAAACAUUGUUGGAUUGCAAGUGGAAAACACAGCAAGGAAUUCACAACCGAAACGUAGGAUGAUUGGUUAAAAUCUUACCAAAACAAUGAAGCGCCAGUGCUUCGAUCUUUGCACGUUUAUUCGAAGUAAGUGAAAAGCAGAAGUGAGAUCAAAUCGAAGUGAGCCUGUGAGUUGUGUCUUGUGUAUGUAUGCAGUGAGCAGUGAGUAGUGAGUUUUUGUGAAUGAGUACCGAAGGAGUAGACGAUCCGUGCUUCGCGAUCGAAGACUAGCAGAGGCAAAGGGAUCAGUUUGGGGGAUUAAAAAGAAAAGAGAAAGAGUUGAGUUUGAGCAAGUGAACGAAGCAACAGAAAACUAAACAACCGCAACCAUGGUGUCGUACUACAAUCACUUCGCGAUGUACCCGAAGAACCACAGCGGCAACCUGUCGUACUCGGCCACCUCCGGUUGGUAUCCGAGCAACUACCAGCAUCAGCCACCGCACGCCCAGUUCAUCGGUGAUGGCGAAUCGUCCCCGCAGCCCAUGUACUAUCCGCAUCCGCACGUGUUCCAUCCGCAGUCGAGUCCGGAUUGGAGCGGUCACGAGAACUUUCCGACGCCACCGCAAACGACACUGUUACCGCACGGUCCCAGCCCCGGCAGUGGUGGUGCUGGUGGUGCCGGUGCUGGAGGUGGUCUCGGUGGUGGCGUUGGUGGUGGCGGCAUUGGUCUGAAUCUGGCCGGACCUGGCGCUAACCAUCUGCAUCACCAUCAUCAUCAUCAUCACAGUAGCAACAGUAGUGGCAGCGGUGGCGGUGGCGGUGCAGGAGGAGGAGGAGGAGGAGGAGGAGGUAGCAACAAUGCCGGGAACAAUGGCCACAAUGAUCAUCUGGCCGACGGGUUGCACAGUAUACCGUCGCCCCCGAUUACGGUCUCCGGUAGCGAUAUGUCCAGUCCGGGCGCACCGACGGGAUCGGCUUCGCCGCAGAUUACGCCCCGUCCGACACCGGUCAAGAGUCCGUACGAGUGGAUGAAGAAGCAGUCCUACCAGAGCCAACCGAAUCCAGGGAAAACGCGCACGAAGGACAAGUACCGGGUGGUGUACACGGAUCAGCAGCGGCUCGAGCUAGAGAAGGAGUUCCACUACACGCGGUACAUCACGAUCCGCCGGAAGUCGGAGCUGGCCCAGAAUCUGCAGCUUUCCGAGCGGCAGGUGAAGAUCUGGUUCCAGAACCGGCGCGCCAAGGAUCGCAAGCAGAAGAAGAAGGCCGAAAGUGGUAGUGCCGGUACCGGCGGUACCGGUGGUGGUCCGGGCAGCAUUGGCGGUGGUAUUAUCGGCGGUGGUGCUGGGGGUGUUGGUGGUAGCGGGGGUGGCGGUGGGCUCGGUAUGGUCGGUGGCCCCCAUCAUCAUCACCAUCAUCAUCAUCUGGGACCGCAAUCGUUGGUGGCACACUCGCAAUCGGGCGGCCAGAACCAUCCGCACAGUUUGUUGGUCGAUACGAAACCGAAGCUCGAACCAUCGCUCCACCUUUCGCAUCUCCACCAGAUGAGCGCCAUGAGCAUGGGCAUGGGCUCGAUGGGUCUGCACCAUCCGGCCCACCAUCACCUUCAUCCGCACCUCGGUGUGCCGACGGCUUCGCAGCACCUCAACUCGGUACAGGGUGGUCCCGGGUCCCAGGUGCCUACCUCGCUCAGCAUAAUGUGAUGCGGCUAAAGGGAACAUACAGACACAGACAGACAGAAGGACGCACACAGCUUCGGUUUAAUUUAUUUGCUGUACGCCUGUUCUCCCUGUUCCCCUUCCAUUUUCUUCCUUCCUUCAUGUCACCUAAUCCUCAUCCAGCCAGCAAGUGCGUCGUGCAGUAGAGCAGAGCAGAGACACGCAGAGAUUAGCAGCAGCAGCAGCAGCAGCAGCAGCAGCAGCAGCAGCAGCAGCAGCAGCAGCAGCAGCAGCAGAGCAACGCGCACAGCCUUAGAACAACAACAAACGAAUGCAUUUGGUUAAGGGAAAUUAAAAGAACGUGGUACAAGUGAUUAGCGACGAGGAGGGGGGAUCGCGUGGUACACCCUUCUUCAUACAAUCAUCGAUCACAGCGGAGGUUGCGGGAUAAAUGGUCCAAGUGGUGCAGUGAUACCCUGCAAUGGCUUAAUGGUGAUGAAUGGCACACUAAAAUGCGGGACCAAAACGAAGCGGAAAGUUGGCGAAAAGUUUGUCAGGUCCGGUGUGUACCGACCGAUAUGGAAGGCUUAGUAGGGAGAAACCUGGUGAAGUGGGCUUAAAGGGUAAUCGAAGAAGAAAUAGAAUAGAUAGAAAGACGUAGAUGACGCGAAGAGCAGCGUUGCAGCGUAGGCGGUAGUGCUACACAAAAUAAAAUCUAAUUCAAGUGCAAUGUAUAAAACGAGAUAUACUUUUAAUGUUACGUGAGGCAUUAGGCGCAGAGGAGUAUUCUGCGAGUAGUAGUAGUAGUAGUAGUAGUAGAGGUAGUAGUGGAAAUAGAGUAGUAGGGCAUAGAGGCAUCGAUGAAGCGCGCCCGGGGGAUAACGAACAACAACAACAGGUGGUGGUGGUGUUGGCAAACGGCGAGAUCGCGACGGACCAACAGUCUGCCAACACCGACCACACCGACCGACCUUUCUGGCCCGGGGGCUCUGGCUCUGGCCACACCUGGCCUUACCGUUUUUUAUGGGUUAGAUGUUCUAGUUUUAAUGUGCGAUGGCGGCAGUAAUAAGGGCGUGUGUUGUGUGCGAAGUGUUGUGGAAGGAAAGGGUUUGUGGCAGGAGGCAGGAGAUAGGGAGGCAGGGCACGGGCACGGGCAAGGUGGUCUUUGUGCGCGCAUUGUAUCGCUACACCGAAGCGCGGACACCGAUGUCUGCGAAUAUGCGCACCGGCGAUCCGCGCGGCGUGAACAUGCAAAACGUGACGUCGGGGAUGAACGGGACUAACGAACGGGAUGCGCAGUAAACCCCCCCCCCCCUCUAUUGGCCUUGCCCCCUUGGCCUUCUUCAUCUUCCUUUUGCCAAUCCGGCCUUGCGCGCAUCAACCUUGCAGCUUGCUUACCUGUAUUCUUUUUAUGUGUUUUUUUUUGAGAUUCAUCUCUAAGAGAUCGUGCUGCUAGUUAAGAUUAAGACACCCAUACACACAUCCACACAUACACACACAAGCGUUAGGGCUCGGUCUCGGCUACGAUGUUAGCGAGUCGAGUUCGCGAGGGACAGAAGGCGGAAGAAGCUUAUAUAGUUAAGGUGCGUUACACUGUGCGUGAGUGUGCAGAAGAGUAUUAAACAAUCGAUUGUAACUUACUAAAGGUAGAUGCAAAUGGAAAAUGUGAAAAAUAGCGAACUAAAAGAAGGGGGGAAAUACUGUUGUAAACACACAAAAAACACAAACAUACAUCUUAAAAAAAAACACUGUUUUGCUGGCGUAGAAACUCAAGAUGCAACUCAAUAAAGUUUAGUU
Molecule: messenger RNA, 3629 nt
Organism: Anopheles darlingi
Lineage: Eukaryota; Metazoa; Arthropoda; Insecta; Diptera; Culicidae
Gene: cad
Product: homeotic protein caudal
Exons: 2
Coding region: 564-1877 (437 amino acids)
Biological process (GO): animal organ morphogenesis; embryo development; anterior/posterior axis specification
Cellular component (GO): nucleus
Molecular function (GO): DNA-binding transcription factor activity, RNA polymerase II-specific; RNA polymerase II transcription regulatory region sequence-specific DNA binding
Source: RefSeq, a predicted model, not a curated record